UUUCCUGUACGGCUUUUAGAGUCUAAUUCAUGUAUUUAAAAAACCUAGUGAGCAGAAGUGAAAUACACCUGCAGAAGAUGCAUAGAUGUAUUGCACAAAAACUAUGAGCUAAAUUACUAAAAGCAAUUUUCCAACAGACAAAAAGAAAACGGACUCUGGUUGGGAUGUCAAAGACAAAUCCUAAAGUAAAGGUUAAUAAAAGGAUUCAUGAAAGGAAAACAGGCGGUGAUGCAGGAUACAAAGACUGUGUAAGCACUGAGGAACAAUCCGAGUAUGAGGAAGUAAACCCGAAUCCUACAAGAAGUCACCGGAAAACUAAUGUUAACAUUGCACUCAAUAUAACCAACAAAGGGUCCAAUCAAGUUAAUUCUUGGCUUAAAACGAACCGUGUUCCAUGGCGGUUGCUACUAUUUAUAAGUGGCUUUGUGAUCACAAUAGUUCUGACAAUUAUUGUCACUUUCUUUUCAACAAAAGAUAAAUGUUCAGAAAAGAAAACACAACAACAUACAUCAUGUUUAUCAAAUCCCUGUCUUCAUUCUGGUUCUUGUUAUGAAUCAGGCAAAAAUUACGCCUGCGUAUGUCCAAAUGGAACAGAAGGCAGUCGUUGUCAAGAUGAAUUUUAUGAAGCGAUAACAUCACACGGAUAUCCGUUAGAAUACAAUAUCCAAAGUCCUAAAACAUGGAAUAUUAAUGUUGGUGAUGGAAACACUGUCAGAAUCAAGUUUACUGAUUUUGUACUCUCUGCUGGAGAAGAUGUAAAAAUAUAUAACGGACAACCUUUGGGAAUCUUCACGGGUUAUACUGGAAAUACUCUUCCACAAAGGGAAUGGACAUCCACAGGAAAAAUAGCGACAAUGGUGUUUACAUGUUCACAUUACGACUGUCACACACAGUCUGGAUUUCGUGCAGUUAUUUAUAAAAGAACUACAAUUUAAUUUUCGGAACAUGCGUACUUUGUUACAUUAGUUAGGAUGAAGUCAGGAAAUGUUUAGGAUCAUAUAUUUUGUAUAAUUACACCUUAUAUAAGAAUGCCAGCUUUUGAUUGGCUGAUAGCCAUUGUAUUUUUUGCAUAUUCUAACUUUUUUUCCUCAUUUGAAACGAAUCUGCCUGUUUUUCACCACUGCCGGUGAAUAUGCCUCAAAUACCAUGGUUUUUGCCAUUUUGGAUAUUCCUUUUUUACCCUCGCGAGCAUCUUCCCGCCAUUUUUUUUUUGGAUAUGACGUUACAUAAAGAUAGCGCGAACGCGUAUACGUACCUGUAUAGUUCCCGCGGUAUAUUUUAUGACAGUACUUUUCCUCAAAUAAAUAUUUCCUUUUCCUAGUACAGAGAGUUUAAAUUAAAAUU
This is a messenger RNA of Mytilus trossulus (common blue mussel), 1344 nucleotides long. RefSeq lists its product as uncharacterized. The record is from RefSeq and is a predicted model, not a curated record. Lineage: Eukaryota; Metazoa; Mollusca; Bivalvia; Mytilida; Mytilidae. The coding region runs from base 165 to 935 and encodes 256 amino acids. The transcript has 5 exons.